This is a messenger RNA of Triticum dicoccoides, 3378 nucleotides long. RefSeq lists its product as uncharacterized. NCBI's taxonomy places the organism in Eukaryota, Viridiplantae, Streptophyta, Magnoliopsida, Poales, Poaceae. The record is from RefSeq and is a predicted model, not a curated record. Bases 15 to 2474 code for a protein of 819 amino acids. The transcript is spliced from 12 exons.
CGAGAUCCAGAAUCAUGACGGGGGUGGGGGAGCUGGAUGCUGCCGGGACGACAAGGGAACCAGAGGUUCAGGCGGCAGCGAGCACCGUCGGCCACGUCGCCGAGCUACAUGACCCCCCUAUAGUUGCAGCGGCAGACGAGAGCUACAUGUCAGACGAAGAAGUAAUGGAGUCUGACAUUGCAUUCAACCAACGUUUCGCAGCAAAACACUUGCGCGAAGUUGCAAAGACAAAACUUAAUCCUAGCAAGAGGCGCUACAUAAAUGAAAUUGGCUUCGGUGAUCUCACGAGCAUCUCACCUUUCGCAGCGCCACAUGAUCUGAUGGAAUGGUUAACAAUGAACAUUGACACUGACAGUUGUGAGCUCAGGCUGAGUCAGAAUAAGGUCAUUGUGUUUACUCGAGACAUGGUGAAGAAGGUUUUCAAUAUCCCAUCAGGCAACAGACCAGUUGAGCUUUUCAAGAGACAUGAGCAUUGUGAGCUCCACAACAUUUAUCACAAGAAUGGUAGGGCUCCAAUUACGCAUACAGUGGAUGUGCUUCAUCGAGCUAGGAAUGAUGAUGGUGAUACUACAAAGAGGUCAUGGGUGCUCUUAGCGCUUGCAACAGUUUUAACUCCAAGCACUGGCAACAUGGUGCCGCUAGAGUACUUGAAAAGCCUUGAAGAAAUGGACAAGGUUACUGAAUUCGCUUGGGAUGAACACGUUUUAAGUGUUGCAAUGAGAGAGGUCAAGAAGUGCCAGGACAAGAUAAAAUCACAGGCUACUUCUUCAUUCUGGGUUGGGGGCUGCUUCUCUAUGCUCGCGGUUAUUUACAUGGACCAUUUGAUAUUUCCUCAAGCUGCCAUCAACAAGCACCAAUUGAAUUAUUCUCUUCCAAGGGCUUGCUUCGUGCAUCAGAUUGACUUUGAUCUUGUGUUGGACUUUGACAAGAAUAAGCUUUCUUUGGGCAAAGCCUCAUUCAGGGAGUGUCGUUUUCGCUCUCUGUUAGAGACACCAUACGCAGCAUUGCCUGCCCAAGGCCCGGUAGGCAACAACAGCGAAGUUGCUCAAGAUCAGCAGGUUUUAGACAGCCCGGAUUGUGAUGAUACUCAAGAUUGUGGAGCUGGAAAUAUCAACAUUAAUGAUAACCAAGAUGAUGUGGCUGUGAAAGAGAACCCUACGAAAGGUAGCAACCCAACGGAUAAUGGCAAAAGCACCGACGAAGAUGUGUGUGGUUCGCUGGAUGAUUGCCUUCAAAACCCGGCACCAUUUGGGGCAGAGCUUGAGCUCCCAUCACAUAUGGCUGCAAUCUACGACAAGCACACAAAACUAUAUAACGCAAAGUUAAAAGGGUCUCCAAGUUCUUACGGGCAAAUGUUGCAAGCAAUACAUUGCAAGCGAAUGGAGCAGCUUCUCAAAGAUGUUCAUGUUGCUUCGUCAAGUUCUCAGGAAGCAGCGGAUGUUACCUUUGAUGUGUCGCCUCCUCACAGCAAUGUUGUAGGCAAGUCAGAUGGUCAUGGUUGUAGAAAGGAAAGUUCUAGGGAGAAGGUCGUAGAUGAGCCAACAACUGACAAGGUGUUUGAGCCAGCUGAAGGAGCUCGAAGCAACUGUGCAAGUAGCAUUGCUCAUGAGCCUAAUGGAGGAGACGUGGUUGAGCUGGGCACAAGAACUAGUGCUUUUGUCAGUGAGAACCUUGCACGAUGUUUUGAGACUACAAAGGAGAAAUUGUCCAGUGGUGAAGAUAUUGAGCAUGGUCACCAACUCAGCCAGCGCAAUCACUCUAUGCCGACUAGUGUGGCUGGACAUUGGAGUGAUGUGCCAUCAAUGAGUGUGUUCCAAGAGGGCACUGAGGAAUAUGAGUGGUGGAUCAGUGUCCUAAAUGUAGAUGCGAACUCCAAUGCUCCAACCCAUGGCAACACUGUUACAACACCAAAGUCUUGUGAUGUUUUUUAUGUCACUCCUCAGGCUCCAAUCUCAACAGAAGCAGAAGUUCUAGUGUAUGAUGUCACACCAACCUCUAUGGCUCCAUUAUCAAGUGAGACUGCCGAUGGACCAUCAAAACCACAAGAAGAGCCAGUUGUUCUAGUUAGCAACAGGGAACCAAGUCCCGACCUCAACGAGGAGAAGUUGAAGAGCAAGGAUGAGAAGAAGCUCAAGGGCAAGAAAAGAGUAGGGAGUCCAAUGUCGGCCGGAUCAAAGUACAAGAAAAUCAAGAUAGAUUCGAAGACGGAAGCAAUGUACCAGUACUAUGUCAUGAAGAGGUACAAGAUGAAGAGAGGGGAAAUUGAGCCUCCUUUCAUUAGGAUUGGUGAUUUCCACAUUACCUACACCAACUUUCAGAAGUCGUUGAAGCCACAUGCUCAGAUAUGCAACGAAGUCAUGUCUUUAUUCGUUGAAACCUUCAACAUUGACCAAUUGUCGUCUUCAAAUAAGCAGAAGAAAUUUGCUUUCUCUAUUUUAAUGAGCGUUACUUCAUCUUUUGUUGCUCCCAUUUAGUGCCACCAUUUUUCUAGAUUUUUUUAGUAUGCCCUAUUGUAAAAGUUCUCCAUCACUUUUUCUUAUGUUUUUCUAUGCCCCUGUGUGUUGCAGCUUCAACUCUCUGUCCACCCAGAAGUUUUUGAUCCAAGUGUUUGUGCAAGAGAGCUAAGGAGGGUGUGCCAAAAUUUCUAGAUUUCAGUUUUUGACCUACUUUUCUUCACCAUCCUCCGUGAUGGCCACUGGAUUGUUUGUGUCGUUAACCUCUUGCACAAGGAGUUCAACAUGUUUGACUCAUUGGAUAAUGGAAAAUUUGAUGUUGCUGCAAGGAAUCUGUUUACCAAUUUCAAGAGGAUUGUAUAGAAGAGCCAGAUUUCAAAGUGGAUUUAUCUUCUUUCAAACCAGUCUGGCCCCUGCUUGACUACCCACAGCAGGCAACUCACUUUGAUUGUGGAUUGUUUUCAACACUAUACUUGGAAAAUUUCGACGGCAAGAGGAUGAAAGAUUUUAAGAAGCAAAGUAUGCUUGAUGUGCGGAAGACCAUUGCUUCGAAGCUGUUUUUCCAUCCGCUGAACAAGGUCUGCCCCACUGAUGUGCACAAGGCGAUCAUAGUGGCUUGAAGAAAGUGAUCAUCAAGCAUUGAAGAAGGCGAUUGCAAAGGUUUUGAAGAUGCAACUUUGCAUUUUUUGUUAAUACAUUAUUGCCAGUAGUGUGAUAUGUUCUUUUUUGUGUCAAAUGAACUCCAUGUAAAGCAAUUGCUUGGCUGGAAUGAUUCUUAGUAGUUUGUAGUAAGGAAACAUAAGUAUAUGUUUCAGUGAUUUUGUUGGAAGCUAUAAUCGUGCAGUGGUUUGUUGGAAGCAAGUUAUAACAGUUUUGCUGCUUCGUACUCAACCUUUUCAAGUUUUAUGGAAUCCUUCUCAGUUUU